AUGCCGGCAAUAGACACCGUCUUGAAGGCCCGCGACCUCGUCGCACGCGCGACAUACUGCCGCGAUCGCUACGGCAGAGUAUAUCAGUGUAACAGCUCAUGGUAUAACUGGGGGCGGUGGGUGGCGGUUGGAGUCAUCAUUGCCGCUGCACUCGUGCUCUUCUUCCUCUGCUCCACGCCGACGACGCAAGGCCGGCCGCAAGCCAUUUUACGGUACCGGCUGGGUUCCCAUGGCUGGCCAGGCGCAGUACAAUCCCAACUAUCAGAACACUCAGCAACCCAACUAUGGCUACCAGGCAACAACAUGCCCAACAACAACACCAGCGCGCCUCCCACAUACGGACAGCAAGGUGGCUACUACGGUGGACAACAGAACACUGGCGCUGCGCAAGACUACUACAGUGGUAACCGUGGUGGCGACUAUGCGCCGCCUGCUGGCCCGCCUCCUGCUAAGCAUUAA
Messenger RNA from Cyphellophora attinorum, 459 nucleotides. RefSeq lists its product as uncharacterized. The record is from RefSeq and is a predicted model, not a curated record. The transcript is spliced from 2 exons. Bases 1 to 459 code for a protein of 152 amino acids. Lineage: Eukaryota; Fungi; Ascomycota; Eurotiomycetes; Chaetothyriales; Cyphellophoraceae.